AAAAGUUAGAAGAAAAGCGCUUAAUAAAAACAAAACAACAGCAAAUGACGACGCUGUUGGGUCCGGUCACUCCGUUGAACACUCGUCGUUCUUCGCUGUCACACAUAACACAUCACAUGCCUUAACCAUUUAUUCACUCAUUCAUUCACCGUUCUUUCCUCAACCCUCUUCGCACGCGCAAUGGACCUCCGCCACCGCGUGCCGCCCACCGCCCACGACGGAGUUAUUCACCAUCCCAACCGCGGGAAGAGGGAUUCCUCUCCCACAUCAUCAGCGUCCUCUCCUAAGGCCUCCGACGCGCUCCCUCUGCCACUAUACCUCACCAACGCCAUCUUCUUCACUCUCUUCUUCUCCGUCGCAUACUUCCUCCUGCACCGGUGGCGCGACAAGAUCCGCAGCCACACACCUCUGCACGUAGUCACGCUCUCCGAGAUUGCCGCGAUUUUCUCCCUCAUUGCCUCAUUCAUCUACCUCCUCGGCUUUUUCGGCAUCGACUUCGUCCAGUCCUUCAUCACACGCGCCUCGAACGACGCGUGGGACGUCGAUGAAGCUGUUUCGGAAUCCUCGCCCAGGCCCUCGCCCUCUACGUCAAUUACCAAAUUGCCCCCUGUUGAGUGCUCGUUGAUCUCCCAAGACGAUGAGGACAUUGUCCGCUCCGUUGUGAACGGCGUUACGCCGUCCUAUGCGCUCGAGUCUCGCCUUGGAGACUGUCGCCGUGCGGCGGCGAUUCGGCGCGCGGCUCUGCAGAGGAUGACGGGGCGGUCGCUGGAGGGGCUGCCGCUGGACGGGUUCGAUUACGACUCGAUUUUGGGGCAGUGCUGCGAAAUGCCGGUAGGAUACGUGCAGAUUCCUGUGGGGGUGGCGGGCCCGUUGCUGCUGGACGGGUUCGAGUACACGGUGCCGAUGGCCACCACGGAGGGGUGCCUUGUUGCCAGCACCAAUCGAGGGUGCAAAGCUAUAUAUGCAUCUGGUGGGGCCAGCAGUGUUGUUUUGAGGGAUUGCAUGUCAAGGGCCCCUGUUGUCAGGUUCUCCACUGCUAAGAGGGCUGCACAGUUGAAGUUCUUCUUGGAGGAUCCUCUCAAUUUUGAUACCCUUUCCGUUGUUUUCAACAGGUCGAGUAGAUUUGCCAGGCUGCAAGGUAUUCAGUGUGCUAUGGCUGGAAAGAACGUUUAUUUGAGAUUCACCUGUAGCACGGGUGAUGCCAUGGGUAUGAACAUGGUUUCCAAAGGGGUGCAAAACGUUCUUGACUUUCUUCAGAAUGAUUUCCCUGACAUGGAUGUUAUUGGCAUUUCUGGAAAUUAUUGUUCGGAUAAGAAGCCAUCUGCAGUAAAUUGGAUCGAGGGACGUGGGAAAUCAGUUGUUUGUGAAGCAAUUAUUAAAGAAGAAGUGGUGAAGAAGGUAUUGAAGACCAACGUGUCUGCCCUGGUGGAGCUUAACAUGCUUAAAAACCUUACUGGUUCCGCUAUUGCUGGUGCUCUUGGUGGAUUCAAUGCCCAUGCUAGUAACAUUGUUUCUGCAGUCUUUAUAGCCACUGGACAAGAUCCAGCACAAAAUAUUGAGAGUUCCCAUUGCAUAACCAUGAUGGAAGCCGUUAAUGAUGGGAGGGACCUUCACAUCUCGGUGACCAUGCCUUCCAUUGAGGUGGGUACUGUUGGGGGUGGAACUCAACUUGCAUCCCAGUCUGCUUGCUUGAAUUUACUUGGUGUGAAGGGUGCGAGCAAGGAGUCACCAGGAUCAAACUCAAGACUUUUGGCCGCCAUUGUUGCUGGAUCUGUUUUAGCCGGAGAGCUGUCUCUGAUGUCUGCCAUUGCAGCGGGGCAGUUAGUCAACAGCCACAUGAAAUACAACAGAUCAAGCAAAGAUGUAACCAAAAUAUCAUCUUGAUGUGGUGGACGUUGUUGUAGACAUCAAUUGUGGAGUCUAGAAUAAAAUUAGAUUAGGCUGUUGCUGUCCAUGAUUAGCUUUGUAUCGCUGUCUGUAGAAUCUUUUAUUAUAUUUGGAGAGGGGAAAGUAGAUUUCUUCUCUACCUGUUCCCUCUCCCUCUGGGUCCUUCCUUUACUGGACACUUUUCAUUGCAUUAUUGAAUCUCUUGUUUUAGCAAA
Molecule: messenger RNA, 2102 nt
Organism: Vigna angularis (adzuki bean)
Lineage: Eukaryota; Viridiplantae; Streptophyta; Magnoliopsida; Fabales; Fabaceae
Product: 3-hydroxy-3-methylglutaryl-coenzyme A reductase 1
Exons: 4
Coding region: 181-1884 (567 amino acids)
Biological process (GO): coenzyme A metabolic process; isoprenoid biosynthetic process; sterol biosynthetic process
Cellular component (GO): endoplasmic reticulum membrane; peroxisomal membrane
Molecular function (GO): hydroxymethylglutaryl-CoA reductase (NADPH) activity; protein binding
Source: RefSeq, a predicted model, not a curated record